AUGGAAGAUGUUCAGGCUCCAGUGACAUCACCUAUUGACUCUGAUGGAAACCGAAGUGAAGCAACUCUUUUGGACUUAUGCGAGAAAGUUCUGUCUCUUGAAAAGAGCAUUUGUGAUGAAGCUUUAAAGCUGUUUACAGAAACCAAACGGAUUUUGUCACCAAACAUUGGAUGUAGAACGGGGGAGAGUUUCUGGUUUGCCUCCAUUCUCUAUUCAGUAAAGAUGCUUUCUCUGAGAAAACAAGAUUCAGUGUCUGGUGAUAAUGGGUUUAAUCUGUGUCAGAUACUGAGGGCUCUAAAACUCAAUAUUGUGGAUUUCUUUAGAGAGUUACCUCAGUUUAUUGUCAAGGCUGGUCCUGUGCUUUCUGAAAUUUAUGGUGCAGACUGGGAGAGCAGACUUCAGGCAAAGGAGCUGCAGGCGGAUGUUGUGCAUCUUAGCCUUCUAAGCAGUUUCUACAAACGUGGGUACCGGGAGUUCUUCUUGACAUACGAUGCAAACGCAGAAAAGACCUCCGCAAACUCUGCUAGUUAUUUGCCGGAUAGUUACCGUUUUGGAUGGUUACUCUUUUUGGCACUCCGAAACCACGCUUUUAGUCGAUUUAAAGACCUUGUGACAUGCACCAAUGGCCUAGUUUCUAUACUGGCUAUUUUGAUCAUACACGUCCCUUGUCGGUUUAGAAAUUUCAACAUCCAAGACUCUUCACGCUUUGUUAAGAAACAUGACAAAGAUGUAGACUUGAUUGCAUCGCUUUGCAAGAUAUAUGAUGCCUCUGAAGAUGAGCUGAGGGCAACAAUGGACAAGGUAAAUAAUUUGAUAGAAACAAUAUUGAAGAAGAAGCCAUCUUCUGCAUCCGCAUGCGAAACUGACAAGCUACAUAAUAUUGACCCAGAUGGUCUGACCUACUUUGAGGAUUUACUGGAUGAAACAUCCAUCUCAACUAGCUUGAUCACACUAGAAAAAUAUUACACUGAUGCAGUUUGUAGUAAAGGCGACCUUGAUGAGAGGGUCUUCAUCAAUGAAGAGGACAGCUUGCUUGGAUCUGGAAGCUUAUCUGCAGGAGCUGUUAAUAUUACUGGCGUUAAGAGGAAAAUUGAUUUUUUGAGCUCACCUGCGAGGACAUUCAUAAGUCCACUCUCUCCACAUAAGUCACCUGCUGCUAAGAAGAAUUGUAUUGGCGGUGCUAACAGGUCAGCAACACCAGUGAGCACAGCAAUGACAACUGCCAAAUGGCUCAGGACUGUUAUAUGUCCGCUUCCCCCCAAACCUUCCCUUGGGUUGGAACAUUUCCUGAAAUCAUGUGAUAGGGAUAUAACAAGCGAUGUCACACGAAGAGCACAUGUAAUUUUAGAAUCCAUUUUUCCAAAUAGUUCCCUUGGUGGCCUAUGUGCAGGCGGAAGUUUGCAACCUGUUAAACUUAUGGAUGAUGUAUGGGCAAAAGAGCGGAGAUCAGAAGCUAUCAAGCUAUACUACAGAGUUCUUGAGGCAAUGUGUAGAGCAGAAGCUCAGAUUUUACAUGCAACCAACUUAAACUCGUUACUGACAAAUGAGAGGUUCAAUAGAUGCAUGCUGGCGUGUUCAGCUGAAUUGGUUCUAGCUACCCACAAAAGCAUAACAAUGUUGUUCCCAGCUGUUCUGGAGAGGACUGGGAUCACAGCCUUUGAUCUCUGCAAGGUUAUCGAGAGUUUCAUCAGAUUUGAGGAUUCUCUUCCUAGAGAGUUGAGAAGGCAUCUGAACUCACUGGAGGAACGGCUGCUCGAGAGUAUGGUAUGGGAGAAAGGCUCUUCAAUGUACAACUUCCUGAUUGUUGCCAAGCCAUCGCUUGCACUGGAGAUAAAUCAGCUCAGAUUACUAGCUGAACCGAUGCCAUCUCUGGAUGCAAUUGCAGCGCAUAUUAACUUCUCUGAAGGACUUAAUCAUGCCUCAUCUAUCCAAAUGCAUGAAACAUGUGCAGGACAAAAUGGGGAUAUUAGAUCGCCCAAACGACAGUGUACUGAUUACAACAGCAUUCUAGUUGAACGCAAUUCCUUUACAUCACCAGUAAAGGAUCGUCUCUUGGCCUUUGGCAACGUUAAAUCCAAGAUGGCACCACCUCCAUUGCAGUCUGCAUUUGCUAGUCCAACACGGCCUAACCCAGGAGGUGGAGGAGAAACUUGUGCAGAAAGUGGUAUCAAUAUAUUCUUCACUAAGAUUAACAAAUUGGCUGCUGUCAGAAUCAACGGAAUGGUGGAAAGACUACAACUUCCUCAGCAAAUAAGGGAGAGUGUUUAUCGUCUCUUUCAACAUGUACUUGCUCAGCGGACUUCUCUUUUAUUUAACCGACAUAUUGACCAAAUCAUUCUCUGCUGCUUUUACGGAGUGGCCAAGAUAUCCCAAAUGAGCCUGACGUUCAGGGAAAUCAUAUACAACUAUCGGAAGCAACCACAUUUUAAACCACUAGUUUUUCAGAGCGUUUAUGUGGAUUCGUUAUAUUGUCGCCGUCAAGGGAGAGUAGGGCCAGAUUAUGUUGACAUCAUCACAUUCUACAACGACAUAUUUAUUCCCGCCGCAAAGCCGUUGCUGAAUGAGAUAGUCACUGUGAGAAACGAGAAAGCUGUGGAGGCUAAUAAUAAGCCUGAAGGUCAUUGUCCUGGAUUGCCAAAGGUGUCAGUGUUUCCAAGUGUUCCAGACAUGUCCCCUAAAAAAGUAUCCGCAGUGCACAAUGUUUAUGUUUCUCCGCUUAGGGCAUCAAAGAUGGAUGCUCUUAUUUCACACAGUUCGAAGAGUUCAUAUGCUUGUGUUGGAGAGAGCACACGUCCUUACCAGAGCCCUUCAAAAGACCUAUCUGCCAUCAACAACCGGUUGAACAACAGCAGCAACAGCAACCGGAAGAGGACGCUUAACUUUGACGUAGUAGCAGGACUGAUCAGCGAUUCCAUGGUAGGAAACAGCCUUAGCCUCCAAAAUCAAAACCAAAAUGGAAGCCAUGCACCGUCUUCAGGUGGUACACCACUCAAAACCGAGCCACUACAUUCAUAGAUCAUCUUUCUCUCUAUCUGCUAUUGCUAUCAUUUGUAAAUCUUACCUAGAGAGUUCGUUUUUAUGUUUUAGCUUCUAGACAUCACGUCAGGCUGAGUCGAUAGACCCCAUUUAUUGUCUCUCUUUCUAAUUUAUAAUCAUUAAUAAAUAUCCUUUU
Messenger RNA from Eruca vesicaria subsp. sativa (arugula), 3172 nucleotides. Lineage: Eukaryota; Viridiplantae; Streptophyta; Magnoliopsida; Brassicales; Brassicaceae. The record is from the annotation of a GenBank genome assembly.